Heterostelium album PN500 is the source of this 1665-nucleotide messenger RNA. Its product is annotated as Kelch repeat-containing protein. The transcript has 2 exons. The record is from RefSeq and is a predicted model, not a curated record. Bases 1 to 1665 code for a protein of 554 amino acids. Gene Ontology annotation, molecular function: protein binding. Lineage: Eukaryota; Evosea; Eumycetozoa; Acytosteliales; Acytosteliaceae.
AUGAUUAGUAAUGAUACUUUAUCACCGAUUCAUUCAACAUCUACAACACCGACACUGAGAACUAGUAAUCUUAGUAGUCUUGGUAGCAGUGUAUCUUCGAUGGUGGGAUCGGAAUCACCGCUUGGUCGUUCGAAACAACACCUCGAGCUUUAUAAAGAUCUCAGUGAAAAGACACUGGAGCAGUGCGACCAAUCUUUUAUGAAUACAAAGAGAAUGAUCAUGUCGGAUUUCGAUACAAUGAUCAACUAUCUCAACGAUCGAAGAGUGGAAAUGCUGACACAGUUGGCAGUGGAACUGGAAUCACACAAACAGGAACUCGAGAAGAAUCGAGACAAAGCACAACAUCUCAUUGAAUCGAUCGACAGAAAACUCAGACAAACUACAAGCGGCAUGGGUGGCGCAGGCUCGUCUUCUCCACAAUUGUCAGCUUCGCAAAACAUUAGUAAUAGCAAUUCAAUUGUUGUCGAGAGUUCGAGGGAUCCGAUCGCUGCCGAUGAGCAGCAGCACGAGGAUGUGGUAGAAAUCAAUUUGGACGACGACAACUGUUGCUCCAAUUCCACCACUAGCGCUGGAAGCAGAAGCAGUAGCAGUGCGACGCAAAAGAGAAAAGAGACAUCGGCAUCGUCGCUCGACGAUUGCGAUGUCGAUAGUAGUGUCUACGCUGUGUAUGCGCGUCGUCAUAUGAAGCGCGAAAAACAAGUACAUGUGUUUGGUCGUUUGGAGUUCAACACUCGUGUACACCCGGAAUACAAAGAGUUGAGUCAGUUGCUGCCGAAGCAAUGUUUGAUCUAUUCGAUUGGUGGUCAUCUCAAUGGAUUCGAUCAAUAUUCAACAGAGCGUUACGAUAUGUCGGAGCAUCAGUGGCGAUCGAUGGCACCGCUACACCAGAUGGACAAUGAUUUCACUUCGAUAUUCGAUGGUCGUAACUCUAUCUACAACUUUGGUGGCAGUCUAUCACCUUCGAAAAUCACACGUUACUCUCUGGCCGAAGAUCGUUGGGAGACGCUGGAGGCGGACAUUCCAGAGGGUGGAAGAUUCCUGCACACAUCGGUCUACGACAACAAACAAUAUGUAUAUUUACUGGGUGGAUUCCCACGCGCCAAUGUUGUUCUGCGGUUCAACCUGGUGAAUCAUGAGUUCAGCAAGCUCUCGACGAUGAAGAACAUCUGGAAGCAAUCGGCAGUCUUUGAUCCAGUGUCCAACUCGAUCUACACGAUCGGUGGUUGCAACAUGUCUGGAGAAUCACUGGAUUGUGUCGAUCGCUACGACAUUGAAGAGGAUCGUUGGUACGAAAUGGCACCGCUCCACCACGGCAUGUAUAGCGGCGCCGCUGUCAUUGAUUCGUCGAACGGCUACAUCUAUGCAUUCGGAGGAUUCUCAUCGCAAUCGAACCAAUGUUUGAAUCGUGUCGAACGUUACUCUAUCGAGCACAACAAGUGGGAGGUGGUCGAGCCGUCAAUGCCAAUCGCCAUGAUGGUCAAUAACUCUGCAUUCUUUGACGGCAGUCACUAUGUAUAUUUAGUAGGUGGUUCUAACCCCAACACAAAAGAAAGUUUUUCAAAGGUGUACCGUUUUAGUAUAAUAACAUUUGAAUGGGAUGAUCAUCCAGUUGGUAAUUUCAAACAUCAGCGUUACAAAGGUUCAACAGUUUUUGUAUCAAAAUAA